Molecule: messenger RNA, 1407 nt
Organism: Vombatus ursinus (common wombat)
Lineage: Eukaryota; Metazoa; Chordata; Mammalia; Diprotodontia; Vombatidae
Gene: ANKRD2
Product: ankyrin repeat domain 2
Exons: 9
Coding region: 162-1166 (334 amino acids)
Biological process (GO): regulation of transcription by RNA polymerase II
Cellular component (GO): nucleus
Molecular function (GO): RNA polymerase II-specific DNA-binding transcription factor binding
Source: RefSeq, a predicted model, not a curated record
CAGGGUGAGGGGAAGCUGUUAGUGAAUUCAGCCGGUGAGCUCAUGACAGAAGCUCCCAAUUCCUCCAGGGGGAGGGGGUGUCCAGCUCUAUAAAGGCUCUGCCAUCUCAUCGGGCCAGGCCAGCAUUGUGAGGCUGGGGGCAGAAGCUCAGUUCUGUGGCCAUGGCAGGCUCCGAAGAGGUUCAGAGGGCAACAGAGCUGAUCGAGCAGCGCCUGGCAGAGGAAGAGGAGAAUCAGAAACUCCAUAAUGCCUCGAGCAUGAAGCCUGGGCCCAUGAAGAUGGACUUGCUGGUGCUAGAGGAUGAGAAGAACCAUGGGGCCCAGAAACUGGCGCUACAAAAGGUCAAGGGCCAGGAGAGGGUGAGAAAGACAUCACUGGAUCUUCGCCGAGAGAUCAUCGAUGUGGGUGGGAUCCAGAACCUCAUUGAGCUUCGAAAGAAACGGAAGCAAAAGAAGAGAGAGGCAUUAACCCUGGCCCCAGAGCCUCCACCUGAACCCCAGGAAAUCACUGGACCCGUGGAAGAGGAGACGUUCCUGAAAGCUGCUGUGGAGGGGAAAAUGAAUAUCAUUGAGAAAUUCCUGGCAGAUGGGGGUUCUGCUAAUACCUGUGAUGAGUUUCGCCGGACAGCCCUUCACCGGGCCUCCCUAGAGGGCCACAUGGAAAUCCUGCAGAAGCUGUUGGACAGCGGAGCCACUGUGGACUUCCAGGACCGGCUAGACUGCACAGCCAUUCACUGGGCUUGCCGUGGAGGCCACCUGGAGGUGGUGAAACUUCUGCAGAGCCAUGGGGCAGACAUCAACGUGCGCGACAAGCUCCUGAGCACUCCCCUCCACGUGGCAACCCGAACGGGGCGAAUAGAUAUUGUGGAAUACUUUCUCUCCAUGGGAGUGGAUAUCAAUUCCAGGGACAGGGAAGGAGACAGCGCCCUUCAUGAUGCUGUACGCCUUAACCGCUACAAGAUUAUCAAGAUGCUGCUUCUAUACGGGGCUGACAUGAUGGCCAAGAACAUGGCUGGGAAGACCCCCACAGAUCUUGUACAGCUCUGGCAAGCUGAUACCCGCCAUGCCCUGGAGAACCCAGAGCCGGAGCCCUCCCAGGACCAGAAUGGUCUGGAAGGGUCUGGUGAGAGCAGGGCUGAGACCCCACAGCCUGUGGCCUCUCAAUAAAAUCUCACUCACCACCUGAAGCCUGGCCUGAGGGAAGGUGGCCAUGGAGACUCUGUCUAGAAUGUCACUUUGCUUUCUUUCCUAUGUGGAUGACUUGUCUGGCUUCUGACAGAUGUGUGAAACCAGGCUAGGCUUUGUACAUAGGUAAGCCGUGCAGACAAAGCCCUGUACUCAAGCAGCUUAGAAUAGAGGAGGAAAUACACAGGGCAGCUAUAAAGUGAGCAUUUGCAUUCCCCCCCAC